GCGGUAUUGUAAAAUAGUCAAUUGCGCAACACAUCGCAAUUCACACACUCCUUUAACUAGCAAAAGACCAAAACAUAGCAAACACCUAGAAAAGUAGGGAAUUGAACGACAUUAGGUUUUUUCUAUGGCUGCACGAGAGGAAAAGAACCAAGAAGCCACUAUAUACCUGGGAAAUUUAGAUGAGCGCGUAACCGAUUCAAUUCUUUUUGAGCUGUGUUUGCAGGCUGGUCCUGUUGGAAACAUUCACAUUCCAAGAGAUCGUGUUCGGAAUAGCCACAAUGGAUUUGGUUUCUGUGAGUUCGUAAACGAACAUGAUGCUGAAUAUGCAUGCCAAAUUUUUAAUCAAAUUAAGCUCUAUGGAAAACCAUUGCGGGUGAAUAAAUCGAGUCAAGAUAGAAAUACUGGAAGUUUGGUAGGUGCCAACCUUUUUAUCGGUAAUUUGGAUCCUCUGGUCGAUGAGCGCGUUUUAUACGAUACAUUUUCUGCUCUGGGCCAAUUAAUAAAAACACCACAAGUUGUUCGCGAUGAUAAUGGUCGCUCAAAGGGUUUUGGAUUUGUAAAUUUUGAUAGUUUUGAAACCGCAGAUGCAGCCAUUGAAGCAAUGAACAAUCAGUUUUUAAUGAACAAACCAAUAACUGUUUCUUAUGCAUAUAAACGAGAAGGAAAGGGUGAACGACACGGUGAUCUGGCGGAAAGGAAAUUAGCUGCUGCCGCUAAAAAAAACAAAGUUGCAAUUACUCCACAAUCUACACUUCCUCCUGGAUUCACACCUGCUGCUCCUUCUUCCAACCCUGCUUCCUCUGGAUCAGCUACUCCCAACAUUGCACCCUCUGCCAUUCCUCCUCUUCCUGUUAUAGGAGCUAAUGCAACUCCACCUAAUGCUCCCCUUCCCGGUGCAAUACCAUUUGCAACUCCGCAGAUAUAUCCUCCAAUGCCAAACAUGGCUCCCAUGAUGAAUAUGCCCUUUAAUCCUGUCGGUUCUUCUAUUAUUCCUCCUCCUCCUCCUCCUGGAAUGAUGAUGAGUUCAACACCAUCUACCGUUUCUGUUCCUGGCAUGCCACCAAUGCCAACGUAUCAACAAAUACCAUCGCAAUCAAAUCAACCCAGAAGGUGAUGAUACUAUACUGAUUAAUUCUUAUGAUAUCAAAAAGCCAAUGGACAGGGGCAAUGCUACCCUAGCUUAAGUGGUGCCCGUGUUUGUAUACUAGAAAUCUUCGUUAAAUCUCUUACUGAUAUGGUUUGGAAAACAAUAAAACAUACUAAUAGACUCACGAUUAGAGCUAGCUACUCAUCCGUUGAAUUACGAAUUAGCUAUCCAUCCAUUUUGUAUAAUACACUGGAUUUCUUUCCAAGUAAUUUAUUUAGCUAUACUCCACAUAUUAUUACAGUACACUAAUAUAUGCUUCGUUACGAG
This is a messenger RNA of Schizosaccharomyces octosporus yFS286, 1414 nucleotides long. RefSeq names its product RNA-binding protein Sap49. The record is from RefSeq and is a predicted model, not a curated record. The transcript is spliced from 2 exons. Lineage: Eukaryota; Fungi; Ascomycota; Schizosaccharomycetes; Schizosaccharomycetales; Schizosaccharomycetaceae. Gene Ontology annotation, cellular component: nucleolus; U12-type spliceosomal complex. Gene Ontology annotation, biological process: positive regulation of mRNA splicing, via spliceosome. Gene Ontology annotation, molecular function: RNA binding. Bases 125 to 1114 code for a protein of 329 amino acids.